Messenger RNA from Pan troglodytes (chimpanzee), 6085 nucleotides. It is a transcript of the gene LZTS1, whose product is annotated as leucine zipper tumor suppressor 1. NCBI's taxonomy places the organism in Eukaryota, Metazoa, Chordata, Mammalia, Primates, Hominidae. The transcript is spliced from 4 exons. Gene Ontology annotation, cellular component: dendritic spine. Bases 746 to 2536 code for a protein of 596 amino acids. Gene Ontology annotation, biological process: regulation of dendrite morphogenesis; regulation of synaptic plasticity. The record is from RefSeq and is a predicted model, not a curated record.
CAAAAGUUCCUGGUUUGCUUAGGUUUCUUGGGACCGGUUUCUGGCUUGAUCACAGUUGUGCUAUUCACUAACACCGGGAUUCCAGAAGGAGGGGCACGCUGAAGGCAGAUGGAUCCUGGCAAGCAAGAGAGAAUGAAGAAUUCCACUGUGGAUGUGUGAGGGUGAGAUGUGGCCCCUCCGAGGGAAGCGCAGUUGGAUGUUUAGGGCAGGAGCUCAGGGGAGAGGAUUUGGCUGCCGAUAACGAUCUAAAAAUCAUCCCCAUGUGGAUGCAGCUGACGCCGUGCAGAAGUAGCAGAGGUCAGGGUCUCAGAUACAGCCUGAAAAGCAUCCACAUUUAGAGAAUGAAAGAGGUAAAGGUGACAGAGGACAGGCUGGGCAACAGGAGGAAAGCCAGGCAAUCACGGUAUCACAUAAGCCAAGGAAGCAGUGUUUCAAAAAACACAGACUGAAAAAGAAAGAGACAGAGCCGCCGAGAGGUCAAGUUUGCUAACUAUUGGGAAGGUCCAUUGGAUUUAGCAACAUCCCGGAGGGCAGCUCUAGUGGAUUGGUGGGGACAGAAACCAGGGCCUCUGUGGAUUGAAGAGCCAAUGAGAAAUGAUCGAGCAGCAAUAGUCUACGGCUCUCGCAGGCUCUGUGAGGGCUUUGCUAUGACCUCAGUCCCCUCACGGAUCCACGACUGCCCCUUGCUGCCACAGCCUUUCCAAGACCCUGCCCGGCCCUGCCCCAUCCUCAGCCCCGAGUCACCAUGGGCAGCGUCAGUAGCCUCAUCUCCGGCCACAGCUUCCACAGCAAGCACUGCCGGGCUUCGCAGUACAAGCUGCGCAAGUCCUCCCACCUCAAGAAGCUCAACCGGUAUUCCGACGGGCUGCUGAGGUUUGGCUUCUCCCAGGACUCCGGUCACGGCAAGUCCAGCUCCAAAAUGGGCAAGAGCGAAGACUUCUUCUACAUCAAGGUCAGCCAGAAAGCCCGGGGCUCCCACCACCCAGAUUACACGGCACUGUCCAGCGGGGAUUUAGGGGGCCAGGCUGGGGUGGACUUUGACCCGUCCACACCCCCCAAGCUCAUGCCCUUCUCCAAUCAGCUAGAAAUGGGCUCCGAGAAGGGUGCAGUGAGGCCCACAGCCUUCAAGCCUGUGCUGCCACGGUCAGGAGCCAUCCUGCACUCCUCCCCGGAGAGUGCCAGCCACCAGCUGCACCCCGCCCCUCCAGACAAGCCCAAGGAGCAGGAGCUGAAGCCUGGCCUGUGCUCUGGGGCGCUGUCAGACUCCGGCCGGAACUCCAUGUCCAGCCUGCCCACACACAGCACCAGCAGCAGCUACCAGCUGGACCCGCUGGUCACACCCGUGGGACCCACAAGCCGUUUUGGGGGCUCCGCCCACAACAUCACCCAGGGCAUCGUCCUCCAGGACAGCAACAUGAUGAGCCUGAAGGCUCUGUCUUUCUCCGACGGAGGUAGCAAGCUGGGCCACUCGAACAAGGCAGACAAGGGCCCCUCGUGUGUCCGCUCCCCCAUCUCCACGGACGAGUGCAGCAUCCAGGAGCUGGAGCAGAAGCUGUUGGAGAGGGAGGGCGCCCUCCAGAAGCUGCAGCGCAGCUUUGAGGAGAAGGAGCUUGCCUCCAGCCUGGCCUACGAGGAGCGGCCGCGGCGCUGCAGGGACGAGCUGGAGGGCCCGGAGCCCAAAGGCGGCAGCAAGCUCAAGCAGGCCUCGCAGAAGAGCCAGCGUGCGCAGCAGGUCCUGCACCUGCAGGUACUGCAGCUUCAGCAGGAGAAACGGCAGCUCCGGCAGGAGCUCGAGAGCCUCAUGAAGGAGCAGGACCUGCUGGAGACCAAGCUCAGGUCCUACGAGAGGGAGAAGACCAGCUUCGGCCCCGCGCUGGAGGAGACCCAGUGGGAGGUGUGCCAGAAGUCAGGCGAGAUCUCCCUCCUGAAGCAGCAGCUGAAGGAGUCCCAGACGGAGGUGAACGCCAAGGCUAGCGAGAUCCUGGGUCUCAAGGCACAGCUGAAGGACACGCGGGGCAAGCUGGAGGGCCUGGAGCUGAGGACCCAGGACCUGGAGGGCGCCCUGCGCACCAAGGGCCUGGAGCUGGAGGUCUGUGAGAAUGAGCUGCAGCGCAAGAAGAACGAGGCGGAGCUGCUGCGGGAGAAGGUGAACCUGCUGGAGCAGGAGCUGCAGGAGCUGCGGGCCCAGGCCGCCCUGGCCCGCGACAUGGGGCCACCCACCUUCCCCGAGGACGUCCCUGCCCUGCAGCGGGAGCUGGAGCGGCUGCGGGCCGAGCUGCGGGAGGAGCGGCAAGGCCAUGACCAGAUGUCCUCGGGCUUCCAGCACGAGCGGCUCGUGUGGAAGGAGGAGAAGGAGAAGGUGAUUCAGUACCAGAAACAGCUGCAGCAGAGCUACGUGGCCAUGUACCAGCGGAACCAGCGCCUGGAGAAGGCCCUGCAGCAGCUGGCACGCGGGGACAGCGCCGGGGAGCCCUUGGAGGUUGACCUGGAAGGGGCUGACAUCCCCUACGAGGACAUCAUAGCCACUGAGAUCUGAGGGGCUGCCUGGGAAGGCGAGUCUGGGGACCUGGCACUGGGAGGCCGGGCUCUCCCGUGCAUCCCCCCUGCUCAGCAAUUCAGACCCCUCUGAGAGACGCCACUCCCUGGGACACAGACCCAGGACCUCUGAGGGGAGGGCAGGAUGGCCUUUCCUUCCCUCUCUGAUGUCCCAGUGCUCACCAGCCCUGCAGCCCACCAGACCUCAGGCCCUGACUCCUCUGGCUUUCCCAGGAGAUGGGUCCAGGGGUCUGUCUGCUUUGGUUAAGGGCUCCCUAAACUUUGGCCUUUGUUCGAAAUAGAUAUCCUCUCCCCCUCCUCCAGGGAAGGUGGCCACAGCAAGUACAGCGGCUCCCCUCCACUUCUCAUCCCAACCUCUUUUUCCUCCUGGACACAUUGGAAUGCCUUGGAAAUAGAAAGAAGCCAUAUAUGACCAGAAGCCUUGGAACCAGCCCCAUCAGAACCUGAGCUAUUUUCCUCUGGCCGCAGAGGUGUAGGGGUGGAAUGAGCUGCGGGGAAGCUGGCUUUGAAACCUCAGGGCUGUCCCAGCCCCGGCAAGCCACAGGAAGGAGGGGAGAGACAGGCAGCCCAGCAGUGUGGAGACCCUGCCACAGCCAGAGGAGGGCAGAGGGAGAAUCCAAGGGUUGAGAGCCAGUGGCGGGUGAUGGCCAGCCCCUGGGGCCCAGCCCCUGUUUACUGGUUCUUGCAAAUGGGAGCUGAGCAGCCUCUGGACACCCAGUGGCCUUUGACCUUGGUGACCACUCUUCUUUAAGCCAUAGACCCUGAGGCCCUGGGCUGGGUGCUGGGAAGGGAGGGUUGAAACCACCGUGAACCAGAGGGUGUGGCUUUCCAGUCGCCCUCAGGGAGCCUCCCCAUCUGUCCAGCUGGGGCCAGAGGCUGGGAGUCCCUACCUGGUUCACGUUGGCCGGCGGCUACUCUGGAAUGUUUUUCCCUCCCCAGAAUCAAGCUUUUGCUUGAUCCAGAAGAGCCCAUAUCACUAAGAUGGCAUAUAUGUGAUCUGGGCAUUUUCCUCCUCUGCCUACAGCCAGGUUUGGCGGCACACCUUUCCCCCUUAGCACCUUCAGGGCUGAGUUCUGGGUUUCUAGAGGUCAGGACAGCUCCUCAGAGCGCCAGGAAGCCAGAGCCCCAAGCAGGACGAAAAAGAGGCAUAUACACGGCAGUGUGCAUAGCCUGGCCACCAGCCAUCCUCCCUCCACCUCAAGACCCCCAUUUGUCCCAGACUAAAGGAUCCAGAGAGCAGCUCCCUUUCUCAGGAGCUUGGGCAGUGCCCCAGGGAGUCCAGGGUUUCUCUGCAGAUGUGCGGAGCGGGAGGCGGUGGUAGAGAAAGAUAAAAGGUGGAGUUUCUCUGUUGUUUGGUUCAGGGAUUUUAUUUUUAGUUUUAUGAGACAGGGUCUUGCUCUGUCCCCCAGGCUGGAGUGCAGUGGCAUGAUCAUAGCUUACUGCAGCCUCAUACUCCUGGGCUCAAGCAAUCCUCCUGCCUCAGCCUUCCAACUAGCUGGGACUACAGGUGCACGCCACCAUGCCUGGCUAACUUUUCAUUUUUUUUGUAGGGACGGGGUCUCGUUUUGUUGCCAAAGCUGGUCUCAAACUUGUGGCCUCAAGCAAUCCACCUGCCUUGGCCUCCCAAAGUGCUGAGAUUGCAGAUGUGAGCCACCGUGCCUGGCCAGAUUUUUCUUUUAUUCUUCUUUCUUUUUCUUUUUUGCUUUCUUGUCUUUUCAGAAGCAAGCCAGACCUAGCAGGCUGUUCCAUGUUCUAUUUUUGACUGUAGCCACAGCUGCUGUUCUCAGGACAGCAUCCCUUCCCACAUGCCUGCGCUUGCUGCCUGCUGAGAUGAGGAGGGGAGCGUCUGGGAACUUGCGAGUCCAAGGCCGGUCCCCAUUUCUGCCUCGCUCACCGCUGGCCCUUAGAGACCCCGAGGUAGGGGUGGGGAGAUGCUUCUGUCCUUGCCCCCCGCCCUCAUGGGUCCUAGCCCUUCCCUGAGUGCGGGCUGAGGCCAGAGUCACCUUUUCUGUGGCUGGCUCUACCUUCCUGUCCCUGGGGUUAAACGGUGCCCAUCCUGCCAUCCUCAAACGACAGAGGAGUUUUUCUGGAAUUUCAAACAAUUGCUCUUAGUCCCAAGCUAGGCUUAAACCUGGAAUCUACAAGCCAAAAGUCCCUCCUUGCCUGAGGGCAGUACCCUCCAUUGGGCACAGUCCAGACCCAAGUCAAAGAUGCCCCAUUCCUUGCGCCUCAGCCCUCAGUUCCUUCAUUUCCACCAGGCUGUGCCUUGUUUGAGUUUUUCCUCCCAGUGAGACUGCCCCACGGAGAGAGAGGAAAGUGCUGGCUCCCCCUCCCCAGGCUGGAGACCCCCCAACUCCAGGAAAGAGCAGUCAGAGUCCAGUGCUCUGCCUCAGACGUUGCCUGAGAAGAAGUGGCUGCCACACCCAGGGGAAGGCCCUGAGGCCGAGGCUGUGCUCCGCCAUGGUGUCCCGGUACCUUCCAUACACAGAGGAGUGCAGCCUUCUCCAUAUCUCCAUGGCCCUGUCCCAGGCCGGCCCAGAUGUGUCCCCCCCAGGCCUUGUCCUACGUCCAAGGUGGCAGAUGUCUUCCCUGGGCUGCCACCAGCCCCCGCCCCAGAGUGGCCCACCGUGGCACUAGAAUGCAAGUGUCCUGCGACCUUGCGACCUCACCUUCCUGUGGGUGUUCUUUCCUGCCCUGUCCAAAAGCGGCCUCACUAUUCUUGGACCAUGCCAGAUUCUGCCUCUCUGGAAAGAGGCUCUAGACAGCAGAAGCCUCCAAGCACAGAGCCUGGCCCCAGGCCCCGGACAGGGUGGGCUUCCUGCCCUUCCCUCUGGGCACGCCUGCUGGCCGACCCACUGACCCACUCAGAUGGACCAACCUGCUCUGUCCCCAAAGGACGCCUGCAGGAGAGAGCAGCACUCCGCAUCACCUCACCAAGGAUCGGACUCUGCCCCUGGACCUCGGAACGACUGGACUGUCAUGGGGUUCCCUCCUAGCUCUCCCAGUGAACUUCUGCCAGGCACACACAGCCCCUAUAGCACUGAGCUCACAUGGGACUGGGAUAUGGGGGCAUCUCUUCCCCAGAGAGGCACUCGGUGAGCCUCCUGUGCCUGGCCCCAGCCUGGGCCAUCUCUUAGGUGAGACAGUUGCCCGAAACUAAGCCAGGCCUGGCUGGAGGAGCAGCAGCUUUGGGAGAGGGAUUUCCCUGCAGACCUCAAGUCAUCAUGCGGUGGGUGCUGCCAUGACAGAGGCUGCACCCCUGGGCCAGCGGGGCUGCUCACCCACCUCUUGUGCAAGGUGGCCUUUGUGCUGUGCCUGCAGGCAGAGCUGGAGCCCCCAGCAGAGGCAGGCUGGGACGGACCAGCAUUUGGAAGAUGUACAUAGUUAUUUUUCUCUUUGUGGUUUCUUGUUUGGUUUGGUUUGCUUUUGACAGCUUCAUUUUAUUUUUGACGUCACUUUUUGGCCAUGUAAACUAUUUGUGGCAAUUUUAUGUUUUUAUUUAUGAAUAAAGAAUGCCAUUUCUCACGCC